Neodiprion virginianus is the source of this 1723-nucleotide messenger RNA. RefSeq names its product odorant receptor 67c-like. The record is from RefSeq and is a predicted model, not a curated record. The transcript is spliced from 7 exons. Bases 215 to 1513 code for a protein of 432 amino acids. NCBI's taxonomy places the organism in Eukaryota, Metazoa, Arthropoda, Insecta, Hymenoptera, Diprionidae. Gene Ontology annotation, cellular component: plasma membrane. Gene Ontology annotation, molecular function: odorant binding; olfactory receptor activity. Gene Ontology annotation, biological process: sensory perception of smell; detection of chemical stimulus involved in sensory perception of smell.
UUAUGAAGCACAACCCUAACCCUUGCAUCUUUGGAGGGUCUGUUACUCGCGACUCGCAGAGCAAGGCUUGCCUCACUCAUACCCAGGCAACACGCAAGUUUCAUUCCACACGCUCGUAGUUCCAUCGGCCAGUCGCAGACGAACCUCAGCGAGAAGAGGAUCAUAUCCUUUCGGUUUAUCGGAUUUUUAGAAAGUAUCAUCUGCGGAAACAGAAAUGUCGAACAGCAGUAGGGCGAAAAGAAUACUGGAUUGCGAUAAGUUCAGCGAUCAGUUUGUUACUGCAAUUCGCGCCUUACGUUGCCUUAUGAUUUGUAUGGGAAUUUGGCCAGACAAAAAACAUGACAAAUUGUACUAUUUAUUGCGGUGCUUCCAUUCGGUAGGUUUAGUAUUUCUACUUUCGGGUGAAGUGUGUUGGCUCACCAAUGUUAAGGAUGAUAUCGAUGAAUUCUUUGCUACCUUAGGCGUGGCAUGUGCGUUAUUUUACGUUCUCGGAAAGUGGCUUACAUUUUCUUGGCAAAAAGUACUAAUCAGAAAACUGACGAAAUUUAUGGAUGAAGAUUGGAUCAACUUGGAAAACAACGCUUUGAUUCCUAAAAGCGUACCAGAUUCGAAACGAAUAAUGAUGAAACAUUACCGAACAUUAAAUAUUUACGUCUGCACCAUCGUACUUGUGUAUAUAUUUACAGCCGGGGAGUUCGUCAUUGAUUUUCUCGUAGCCACAAACCAUCGUGACAAUGAUACAAAUUUGGGUAACCUCUUACCAUUGACUCACAGCUGGUAUCCUCUCGAUUACGACCGAGGUUAUACCGUUCAGCUGCUGGCCGCUGCUCAAAUGAUAAGUAUGGUAUCAGCAUUGGUCGGAAGCACUGUAGUCGACGGUUUCUUCGUUAUUACGGUUCUGCACACUGCCGGUCAACUGGAGAUUCUGGGAGAUUUUAUUGAACGAACCAAGUAUGAUCCAAUGGACUACGAAUGUGACAAGACGAAAGUCAAAGAGAUGGCGAAGCGUCACCAGGUGUUGUUAAGCGUGGCAGACGACAUACAAGAAUGUUUCAGUGCAACUAUCUUGCUGUGCGUGACUGUCUCGUUAAUCAGUACUUGUUUCCACGCGCACGCAUUUCUCAGGGAAUUAGAAAGAGGUGGAGAUAAUCAACUGAUUGCGCUAAAGUACGGAUUUUCCUGUCUGGUAGGGCUGAUGAAUAUUUUCAUCUACAGUUUUGUUGGCGACAGUUUGACUAGUCAAGGUCUUGUCAUCGGGACGGUUACUUACAAUUCAGAAUGGUACAACGCUACUUCAUUUGUCAAAGGCCCGCUGUCAAUAAUAACGGCCAAAGCAUGGCAACCGAUUAUAAUCAGCGCAGCAGAAAUUUUCCCCCUCACGAUGCAAAAUUUCACAGUGGUAUACAAUGCGUGCUAUGUGUGGACGCCAAUGUGUUCGCUUCUGUUUCCUCGGUACCAAAUGAUCUCGUAUAAUUUAAUCAGAACGCAUACCUAUAUGCUUACAGAUGGUUAAAUCGAUCGCAUCAUAUCUUUCUGCACUACGAGCAAUGAGCAUGUCCAAAGAUGGUCGAGUCAACCGAUAAAUUCGUGCAAGAGUAGAAAACACGUUUAUCGUAUUUCAAGCUUCUGUACGAUGACAGGUAAUUUCUUUAAUUUCCAAAGUAGAAACAGUAAAUUACAUCGCACAGUCCUUUCUCCUGAAUAUUCAUCGAUAUUCAUAGUU